UUUUAGCGCGUUGCUGGUGGAGGGUGCGCUGCGUGCCUACUGGCUACUUCCUUUCGUGUUCGAUAGAUGUUAGGAUAUUUACUUUUGUGUUGCCGGGUCCAGCUGCUCACUUACUGAAUAACACUCAGAAUUCGAUUGUCGUGACAAGCUGCAGAAUGAGCAUGGAAAGCGAAGAUGACUUGCGGGAAUGUUGAGCUGGAUGGAUUGCUAGCGGCCCGCUCAGUAUAUUUACAUCAUUCUUCUUUGAACAAUGAUGUCUUAGUUAUCACCAGGUGCCAAAUUUAGCUCAAUUUAAAAUAUUGGGAUUGAUGCUAUUUUUGUAAGUGUAUUUGUGCUCAAGUUGUCAUUGAUUUUGGCAAACAUGAUGCUGCGAAACAAGUUGAGACAAAUCAAGGGAGGAUGUGCUGAUUGUGGAUCACCUGAGCCCAGCUGGGCGUCGGUGAACCGUGGUAUCCUGCUGUGCGACGACUGCUGCAGCGUGCACCGCAGUCUGGGCCGUCACAUCUCGCAGGUCAAGUCGCUGAAGCGGGGCUUCUGGAACGCCCAGCAGCUGAAGAUGGUGCACAAUCUGGCGGCCAGCGGCGCCAACAACAUCUGGGAGCACUCGCUGCUGGACCCGUCGCACGGCAAGCUCGGCCGCCGGAAGCCGGCGCCCGCCGACCCCGUGCACCCGAAUAAGGCCAAGUUUGUACGGGACAAGCACCAGAUGCUGGCGUUCGUUUACCGGCCGGGCAAGGACGACCGCCAGCUGGCCGAGGGCGACACCAGCCUGCAGCUUCACUCCAGCGUCCGCACGCCCAACACGGAAACGAGCCUGCGCCUGCUCUCGCUCGGCGCCAACCCCAACUACUGGCACCCGGAGCGGGGCACGGGCCCACUGCACGUGGCGGCGCGGGCCGGCCAGGCGCUGCAGGCCGAGCUGCUGAUGGUGUACGGCGCCGACCCGUCGCGGCCGGACCGGGCCGGCCGCACACCCAUCCAGCACGCCAGGGAGGCCGGCUUCGUCGAGCUGAGCCGCCGACUGGAGGAGUGCCAGUACGAGCUGACCGACCGGCUGGCGUACUUCCUGACGGGCCGGCGGCCGGAGCACGCCGCCGGGCAGCACUUCGUCGUGCCGCCGCCGCUGGGGCCCGACGCCGAGCCGCUGCGCAACGCUCGGCGCAAGCUGCAGGCGCUGCCGAGCCGGCUGCUCUCGGAGCUGGCGGCCGACGUGUACGACGAGGUGGACCGGCGGGAGACGGACGCCCUCUGGGUGGCGCAGCACCCGGCCGCCACCAGCGGGCCCGGCUCCGUGCCCUUCCUGCCCGUCAACCCCGAGUUCUCGUCGACGCGCAACCAGGGCCGCCAGAAGCUGGCGCGCUUCUCGCCGCCCGAGUUCCGCGCGCUGAUCGUCGACGUGCUGCAGGAGGCGCGCCGCCGCCAGCUGGGCCCGGCGGCGGCAGCGGCCGCGGCGGCCGCCGAUGGCUCGGACGACGAGCCCCUCUACGACUCGGUGGCGUCCGAAGAGGACUACGCGCCCGUCGAGCAGCAGGAGCGACUCGAGCGAGCUCAGCAGGUGUUGGCUGAGCAGCGGCAGCCCACGCUGGCCGAGAGCCUCGACAACGACGACUCAGGAGAGCAGCAAACCAAAGACGGCAGCAGCAGCAGCUUGGAGGGCAACGUCCACCGCCGGGCGUCAGAUGGCAGCAGCGGCGGUGAGCGGCCGGCACCCGCCGGCGACGACCACCUGCGCGAGUCCAACCUGGUGCUGCAGGAGUCCAACGACGAGAUGCGACGCGAGAUUGACCUGCUGCGGGACAUGGUGACCUCCCUCUUCCAAGAGAAGAUGAGCAUACCGGACGGUACCACGGACGAACAAGUGCAGCGUCUGACCAGUGAGAACUCGGCGCUGCGGGCGAACAGCGCCGGGGCGGCGGCGGCGGCGCCGGCCGGCACGCCGCCGCUGCCGCCGUCCGGCCGGCACGGCCAGCGGCCGGUCAGCAUGUUCGAGACGCGCGACCGGCCUGCGCAGCCGCCCACCUGGUGUCUGGAGCGGAAGCACUCGGCGGGCGAGCGUGACAGCGUGUCGGGCUCGCCGCCGCCCGAGUCGCCGUCGGCGCGCAGCGGCUCGCGCUCGCUGCCGCACGAGAGCGCCGCACUGCGCAGCGGCUCGCGCUCGCUGCCGCUGCCGGGCGGCGCGCCGGCCGCAGCGCCGCCCAAGCCCGAGGUGGUCAUACGCAAGACGGAGCAGGUGACGCGGCGCAUCCAGCGGCUUCUGACGGCCGCGCAGGCCGGUCGCACCGAACAGUACAACGCCUGCAUCGACCGCAUCUACUCGGCCGUGCUCGACAUGGUCUCCGUGUUCCCUCAGUCGGGCUGUGACGAGCGGGCGCUGGAGUCGGUGCAGCUGCUCAGCACCUCGGCCUGGCGGCUGCAGCACGAGGCGGCCAACCUGCUGGCCUCCACGCCGUGCCCCUCGGCCAGCGACGCGCGCGCCAUCACUCAGCAGGUCAUCCAGAUGGCCUUCGAGGUGGCCAAGGGCGCCAAGCAGCUGGUCAUGAUCUACCAAUGACCGCCGAGGGGGGAAGCGGCCGCGCAGCCGCCGCUGCCGCCGCUGCCGCCGCCGCCGCCUGCGGAGGGACAGCUGACGUGCCGGAGCGCUCCCCGGAGCCGCCUGCUUGCCGCCCCGGCCACCCGGCCGCGUUCUAGACUGCACAGCCGCGCUCCCCGCGCCACCGCGCGUCCGCCCCGCGAGAUUCUGUGUACUGUACCGAACGACUGCCUCUCUACGGUGACGCCCGUAGAGGCCAGCGCCACCGCCAAAUCGUAUUUAUCGUCCGUGCCUUAACGUCGUCGAUUGUUGUCCGUGGCGCUCGUGCGUCGUGCCCUGCCUCCGUCGGUCACCCGCGGGACGUCACCGAUGGUCCCCACUGUCAGAGAAACGGAGCUGUAACGCCGUGGAUUAUCUGUAUGUAGCUAGCGUGUAAACUGGUAGCUUGCAGACAGCUGUUGCUGGUUUCCCAGAUAAUUUUGCUAACGAUUUUGAUAGUGUACCGAUCUUGAUGUUCGCUCUCGUCGCGUGGUUAAUUCGCAGCUAGACUGAACUGUUGAUAGAUAGGGAGAAUGUAUUUUAAUAAAUUAUUUAACUGGUCGCCGUGUUUUUAAGCUGCGAAGCAAUCAACGUAUCUAAAAGGUAGCUCUCUGUCAAUAUCUGGUGGUAACCGAGCAUGAUGUAGUCGCCAUCUGUCCCGUUAUUGGAUGCCAGCAUGUCAAUAAAAACGCAAAUAAAUGUAUUCGUGA
Messenger RNA from Pollicipes pollicipes, 3279 nucleotides. RefSeq names its product ARF GTPase-activating protein GIT1 (gene Git). The transcript has 14 exons. Gene Ontology annotation, biological process: regulation of G protein-coupled receptor signaling pathway; synaptic vesicle recycling; regulation of ARF protein signal transduction. Gene Ontology annotation, molecular function: GTPase activator activity; small GTPase binding. Lineage: Eukaryota; Metazoa; Arthropoda; Thecostraca; Pollicipedomorpha; Pollicipedidae. The record is from RefSeq and is a predicted model, not a curated record. Gene Ontology annotation, cellular component: synapse. The coding region runs from base 362 to 2551 and encodes 729 amino acids.